This is a messenger RNA of Ipomoea triloba (trilobed morning glory), 2094 nucleotides long. Its product is annotated as sulfite exporter TauE/SafE family protein 3-like. The record is from RefSeq and is a predicted model, not a curated record. Gene Ontology annotation, biological process: protein ubiquitination. NCBI's taxonomy places the organism in Eukaryota, Viridiplantae, Streptophyta, Magnoliopsida, Solanales, Convolvulaceae. Gene Ontology annotation, cellular component: Cul4A-RING E3 ubiquitin ligase complex; membrane. Bases 335 to 1804 code for a protein of 489 amino acids. The transcript is spliced from 13 exons.
AAUUGGCAUUAAUUAGGUAUACCAGUCUGUAUACAUAUACCAUUCAAGGAUUUCAAAUACUCCGUACAAUACAAGCAUAGUCACAGAGUCACAGUACACAGAGAGAGAGAGAGAGAGAGCUCUGCGUUCAGUACUAGAAAUGCUAAAAGUAGAAAAAUAUAUCAAGUACAUAUAGAGAGAGAAAGAGAGAGAGAGAGAGAAACAGCAUAAUAGUGUGUUCAGACUUGAGAGUCAAAGAGAAUAAUUAGGUAUUAUAUUCAUAAAGGUGUUGAUCUUUUACAGAUUGGGCAGUAUAUUCAUUAAGCUUUGAACAAGGAGUGGGGUUCUGCAAUUGAUGGCUGAAACUGGUUCAAGAUUCAAGGCUUUUGUGACUGUGAUUGCAGUGCUUGCGUUUGCUUUUCUAAGUAUUGCUUUUGCUGAGGCAUCUGCAGAGCUAAGGCACCACAAAAACAUUUUGAGAAACCAUGGAACAACUGAAGAAGAAGAAGAAGAAAAAGGCUUUAGAUCAGGUUACGUUUUUGAGCUGCUCAACUCCCUCUUGGAGGCUGGUCAAGCAGUUUACCGCCAUGUUUGGCCUGACUUGGAAUUUGGGUGGAGGAUAGUUCUUGGUAGUGUGAUUGGGUUCUUUGGUGCAGCUUUUGGGAGUGUUGGAGGUGUGGGAGGAGGUGGGAUUUUUGUUCCAAUGCUCACUCUCAUCAUUGGAUUUGAUGCAAAGUCGUCGACUGCAAUCUCGAAAUGUAUGAUCACUGGCGCUGCAGGCGCCACCGUUUAUUACAAUCUCAAGCUACGACAUCCAACGCUCGACCUGCCCAUUAUUGAUUAUGAUCUAGCUCUUCUUCUACAGCCAAUGCUGUUGCUUGGAAUCAGUAUCGGGGUUAUUCUCAAUGUCCUCUUUUCUGAGUGGAUGGUUACUGUAUUGCUCAUCAUUCUUUUCUUAGCUGCAUCAACUAAGGCGUUCUUCAAAGGUGUUGAGACAUGGAAGAAAGAAACUAUAAUAAAAAAGGAGGCUGCUAGGCGCUUGGCAUCUCGAGGUGUUGACAACAGAGAAGGAGGAUACAGCCUCCUACCUGGAGGCACAAAUAAUGCUUCUGGAAUGAAACAAGAUGGACAAAAAGCACCAGAGGUCUCAUGUGUUGAGAAUAUGCACCUGAAGGACUUGGGUGUACUCAUUGCUGUCUGGAUUGUAAUCUUAGUGCUGCACAUCGUCAAGAACUAUGCCACACCUUGUUCCAUGAUGUACUGGAUAUUCAAUGCCUCACAGGUCCCCGUUGCUGUAGGAGCUUCGGCUUAUCAGGCAGUCUGCUUAUACAAGGGCUGGAGGGUAGUCAUGUCAAAUGGUGAAGUCGCAACAAACUGGAAAGUGCAUCAGCUGGUUCUUUACUGUUUCUUCGGGAUUUUGGCUGGUGUAGUUGGUGGGUUGCUAGGUCUUGGAGGGGGAUUCAUUUUGGGUCCAUUAUUUCUAGAGCUUGGAAUUCCUCCCCAGGUAUCAAGUGCCACUGCCACCUUCAUAAUGCUGUUUUCAUCAUCAAUGUCGGUCAUACAAUACUACCUUCUUCACCGUUUCCCCGUACCUUAUGCUAUCUAUUUCGUUGCGGUGGCUACUAUUGCUGCGUUGGUAGGGCAACAUGUGGUGCGAAAAAUAAUUAGUAUAGUAGGGAGGGCAUCCGUGAUCGUCUUUGUUUUGGCCUUCACAAUCUUUCUGAGCGCAAUAUCAUUAGGUGGCGUUGGCAUCUUCAACACUAUUAGGAAGAUAGAGGAUGGAGAAUAUAUGGGAUUUGUUAACAUCUGUGAAACUUCUUACUAACACUGCUUCUACAGAUUGUUCUUUUCCUCUUUUUGUUCAAGUUAAGAGAGUUUCUUCUUUAUGCUUGUCACUCCUGUAAUCUGACAUGAAGACUCUGUCCAUAAACCAUUGUUGUAAAGUUUGCAAGACAGUACUUGAGAGAUUCCAAGAUUUUUUUAAAUCUUCCUGGAACAUGACCUUUGAUCAUGGUUCAUGUUCUUGUAAACUAUUGGGACUAACUCUGUCCCUAUAAUGCUGGUUGGAUCAGUUUCUAUUCCUAUGUUGCAAUAUAUUUAUUCUAUUAAUUGAAA